Messenger RNA from Drosophila montana, 7151 nucleotides. RefSeq lists its product as uncharacterized. Bases 93 to 4091 code for a protein of 1332 amino acids. The record is from RefSeq and is a predicted model, not a curated record. Lineage: Eukaryota; Metazoa; Arthropoda; Insecta; Diptera; Drosophilidae. The transcript has 5 exons.
AACACGAGCUGCAGCAACAGCAGCAGCAUACAGUCAUCACAACAGCAGCAGCAGGCACAGCAGCAACAGUUGCUGCUGUCAAUGAAAGCAGCAUGCCAAGCACCAAUGUAUUUCAAGUGCCCGCAACAACAACAACAACAACAGCAGCAACAUCGACAACUGCAGUAGCAGCAGCAACCACAGCUGCUGGCGGCAACACUUUGAAUGUAAGCCAACUGCAACAGCCAGUGGAGUCGGUGGUGCAGCUGCUGGACCUGGAAAUGACAGCCGCACCACCAACUGGCAAUGGACACGACGGACGCAAGCUGACCAAAAAGAAGCAGCUACAGCAGCAACACUUUGCGGAAGCCACCACCACCAGCAGCACCACCAGCACCUCUAGCACCACCAGCACCAGCAGUGGCAGCAGCUUGGAAAGCAGCCAAUCGGCCGCGCUGUUGCCCGUGCCCAAUGGCUAUUUGGGACCCAUUUUUAUGGGCGAGAAAACGUUUAGUGUGGUGCAUCCGCUCAAGAAACCACUGGCACCCACACCCAACCACCACCAACAGCAGCAGCAGGAGCACGAGGACUCCAUUGAGCUGCAGCUGCGCCAGGGACGCAUCGUGGAGAUAUUGGCGCCAACAGCUUUGCUCGAAUCGAAUGUGGAGAGCAGCUCCAGCACAACCACAAUUACAACCACGCUGCCAGCAGCUGCCGCACACACACAAUCGGUGCUGUCGACAACUGUUUUCCAGGUGCCGGAGCCGCAGCAGAGCAGCACCACACGCCUGCCCAUGGCGGCGGCCGAGAUCAGUGUGGCGGGGUACGCGGUGCUGCCAGCACCGCCGCGCACCGAAUCCAAGAUAUCCGAUAUACAAAUCGAGGUAUACGACUCGACGGUCGACUCGAUUGUGGCGUCCACCAAUUUUCGGGACAACCGUGGCUACUAUCCGCUGCCACUGGAACCGACGCUGGGCACCGCCAGGCCGCCCAGCUCACCGGUGGCCCAGGAGCGCUUCACCCAAUACGUAAUCGAUCGGGCCGAUGUCUCCACACAGGCCGCAGCGGGCGCUGUUAUGGGCGUUGGGGUGGACAAACCGGAGCCGGCGGCCAUCGAGAUACACAUCAAUGUGUCGGAAGCCUUUGGCAAUGAGAGCGAAGAUCUGGAGUUCUCCUACCGCCAGCCGGCGGCCAGCGAGACAAAGGCCAGCAAGCCCAACGACGAGAUACUUGUCGUGGAGAUCAUCGACAACAGCGCCGGCGACAACAGCACCGAGAACACGUUCAGCGAUGCCGUCGACCACAUGAAUCUGAAUCCCAUGUUCAGCUAUCCGUAUCGCUCGGAUGCGCCGCCGGCGCCGGCUGUGCGUCCGCCCCACGAUUCUGCCGACGAGCUCUUUAUGGCGGAUACGAAGAGCGUUGAGGGCUUGCCACGCCCGCCGCCGCCGCCGCUGCCACCGCCGCCGCCGCCGCCGCGCAAGCCGAGCAUCGAUCGCGACUCGGACACCAUAUUCUAUAUAUCCAACACGGAGGUCAAGGUCGGCGAAUCCCUGCCCACCGCCAGCAGCGGCAGCAGCGUUGUCAACGAGCAGCAGCAGCGCAAGCUCCAGUUCGAGAAUCAAUUCUUUCCCGCCAGCUACAUCCUGGACCAGCAGCAGCAGCAGCUGCAGCGCAGUUCGGCUGCCACGCCCCGCUAUGAGGAGGACAUUCUACUCUCGCCGCAGCAGCAUACCGCCGACGCCCUAAAGAUCCUGCGCAGUCCCAGCAGUGGCGGGGGUGGAGAUGGCGCUCCUCCGCUGGAUGUGACCUAUGUGGGUGAGUCGGUUAUUGAGGUGGAGCAGCAGUCGCUGGCGUCCACGAUGUCAGCACCGAGCCACGCCAGCUCGCAGCAGUCGGACAUUGUCAUACAGCCGGCGGUGCUGCCCGAUUUGGCGAUUGGAGUGCCCGUCAUUGGGGAGCUGCCGCCGCAGAUAGAGCUCAAGGAGAUCGACUAUAUGCCCGGCGAGCUGGUUGGAGCGGGGCGCAGCAUCUAUGAGAACGAUAUUGAGAGCAACAACGGUUUGGGCCUGGGCAACGAUCCGGAUGUCAUCGAGAGCUCCAUUCAGUAUGGCGGCGAUCUGAUUGACGAUGGCGCCGGCGGCGGCUUUGAUGGCGUCGAGGGCUCCUAUCCGUUCGAGAGUCCGGCCCAUCGGCUGCAGCAGCAGGAUGCACAGGUCGCCCGACACCAGACAUUUGGCCACGGCUUCAGUCACCUGCAUCGCGAGCAGCUGCCCGUCGCGGAGCUACUGAACGCCACGCUCCAGCAGCACAACGAGAGCCUCAGGGGCUAUGCCGAUUCGAGUGGUGCAUCCGCCAUGGCGCCCCUGCAGCACGGGGAGCGCAUGGGCAAUGCCACGGCCCUUUCGGAGGAUCCGCUCGCCGACUAUGAUGGUUUUCUCAAUCUCUUCGCCGUUUCCAUGGGCCUCAUCAUUGUCAUUCUGCCCGCUGCGCUCCUGACGUCCAUGUACUGCGCCGUACGUUAUUUGAUGAACAAGAAUGCGGCUUCGAGUGCCGCUGGCGAUGACAGCGAACAGGGCCAGGAUUCCAAGAAUGAGUCGUCGUCCUGCUCGGUCGCAUCCUUCUCGUCGCCAAUAUCGCAGCUGAGCAUUCAACACGUGAAUCUGAAUCCGAAUCCGUUUUCGAGUCCGGAACUGAAUCCGGACUCGAAUCGAAAUGCAGAUAUGAUUCGGUCCAUGUCCUUGGCCCUGGCCAGCGGCGUGCAGCGCAUCGAGUUUCAAUUUGAUGCGCGCCCAGAUAUACAGACGCCCACAUCGACGGGCGCUGCCACGCCCACAUUGGCGAGCGCUGCGUUCGCGUUCAGUGGUUCCGUCACAAAGAUGACGCUCAAAGAUAAUCAUCUGAUUGUUGUCACCGAAGAGCGCCAUGACAUUUCACGCAACGCACGCGAGACCAAGAUGCACACGGACAAGGACGGCGUCUUCGUGGUUGAGGUGGCGCGCGGCAUCGAUUCCAAGCAGCCGCCGGAUAGCCCCGCCGCCACCGCCAACGCCGCCGCCGCCGCCGGCAUAGACAUUACCGAGCUGCCCUUCGAUACGAACACCAAGCAGGCGGCGGCGCUGGUCGAGCGGAGCUUGCCGCCCAGUCAUGAGCAGGUGCAGAUCCAUGCGCCACCCAGCGAUUUUGCCAAUCCCUCGUUGCCAGUCGGAGUUGGAGCCGGAGCCGGAGUCGGAAUUGGAGUCGGUGCUGUUGGCCUGCAGCUCAUUGAGGAGGAGCAGCUGCUGCCCGAGGAGGAACCGGCCGACGACGAGGAGCCGCAGCCGAUGCCAUCGCUAACCGGACUGUCCCAGUCGGAUCUCAGCUCCAGCUCCUCGAGUGACUCAAACAAACGCUACUCCUAUGGCAACCAGGAGCUCUAUGUCAUCGAGCAGCCCGGCUAUGCCCAGGGCUCGCCACUCUUGCUCAGCGCUCAGCUAAUCGCCGGCCAGGAAACCACCGAUAAUGACCAGGAGCCGCAGUCACAGCUGGAGGAGCCACCGGUGCCGGCACCCGCCGCCUUCGGCAAUGCCCCAGAGCAGCCGGUGGCACUAGAAGAGGGAGCUGCGGCUGGGCAGGAGUCGACAGCUCAGGAGCAGCCCAGGGAGGAGCCGGAAAAUGGCUAUGACAGCUUGAUGAGCCUGCCGGCGCCGCCCUCCACCGAGGAGAUUAAGGAGCUCAACGAUUUUACGCUAAACGAAUCGAACCAAUUGGAUUCAUUACCGCCGCCACCGCCGCCGCCGCUGAAUGAGGCACCAAAUGUCAGCGUACACAACGAGGAGGAGGAGGAGGAGGAGGAGCAGGAGAAGCAGCAGGAGCAGGAGCCAGAGAAGGAGGAGCAACCGGAGCAGAAGCCAAUAAUGAAGCUAGCCAAUGGCAAAAUCAUCGCCAGCAAUGCACCACCAAUAACUGAAACUGGGGGCCAGGAGCCAUCCACAUUGACGCCGCCCGCCUCGCCGCCUGCCACGCCCAGCGGCUCGCCGGUGGCCAGCGGCGGCUCCACGCUGUGCGCCGGCAGUCUCAGCAAUGGCCUCCAUCCGGUUGCACAGCCCAUGGCAGUCGAUGUGAAUGGCAGUUAAGAAGAAGAAGCAGCAGCAAAAGUCUAGAGCAAGAGGCUGAAGAGCAACAGCUGGCAACGCGCAUUGAAGGUAAGCAGAAGUAGAAGAAGAAGAAGAAAAUAGUAGAAGAAGAAGAAGCAGCAGCAACUGGCAAGAAGAAGAAGAGCAACACGCGUUGCAGUUACGAUAUUCGCGAGUACUCAAUAUAAUAUCUAAUAUCUAAGCUAUUUAGAGAUCGAUCGAAGAGGUAUUUUUUUUUUGUGUCCAAAAACAAAAGUCGAAGCAUGCGCCCACACACACACACACACACACACACACACACACACACACACACACACAUACACAUAGACAGAUGUUUAGGCUAGGCUAAGCGUUAGGCAGCAUAAAAUAAUCCAAAAACAAAAACUAAAUAUAAAUAUGAAUAUGAAUAUGAAUGCGUGAGCGUAGCAAAAGAAUUUUCAAUUUUUCCAAUUAACUGUUUGUUGAUUUUUCAAAUAUUGAUAGAAACAAAAAGAAAAGAAAAAAAACACAAAAAAAAAAUAUAUAUAUUCAAAUGCGAUUGAUAUUGAAAAAAUAAAACAUAAUUAAUUGUUUGUCUAUUUGAUAAUUGUCAAUGAUAUUUCAAUGUCUAACUACAAAAUAACUACAAAUAAGCCACAGCCGAAACGAAUCCCUUGACAACAAGUAUAAUAAUGUCCCCCCGAAAACAAUGCCAUAAAAUGCAUAAAUAAUACAUUUUAAUUGUUUGCACAUACAUUUCGAUUGCGCAUUCUUAAUCAAAGCAACUAACCCAUUGUAAUCGACUAUUUUUUUUUGGAGCUCCAGCGCUGUCAAAUUACGUUAUGCUAUCUUUUUAGGGUCUUAGUUGUGCAUAUCGAAGAGCUUAAACAAAUAUAACAACAUUUUAUGGCAGGAACCAACUCAGUGAAUGCGCUAAAGCUUUGAGUUUUGGUAUGCUGACUAAUUUCGCACCCAGCUCUCUGCAAACGAAAGCCUUGCAAAGAGCGCCCUUUAAUUGAGCAACUAACCCAGUGAACUCAGCUUUCACCAGAGCUAGAGCUGUCAAAUUUGAUAUGCCGAUUAUUGAGGAUCUCAGUUGUGCUUAUCCAAGAGUUCAGCAAAAUAUACCAACCUUUCGGAGGGCAACCAACCCAUUGAACUCGGCAACUAAGCGCGCUAGAGCUUUGAUUUUUGGUAUGCUGACUAAUUUCGCACCCAACUCUUUGCAAACGAAAGCCCUGCAAAGAGCGCCCAUCAUUUGAGCAACUAACCCAGUGAACUCAGCCUUCACCAGAGCUAGAGCUGUCAAAUUUGAUAUGCCGAUUAUUGAGGAUCUCAGUUGUGCUUAUCCAAGAGUUCAGCAAAAUAUACCAACAUUAUAGCAGAGCAACUAACCCAGUGAACUCAGCUUUCACCAGAGCUAGAGCUGUCAAAUUUGAUAUGCCGAUUAUUGAGGAUCUCAGUUGUGCUUAUCCAAGAGUUCAGCAAAAUAUACCAACAUUAUAGCAGAGCAACUAACCCAGUGAACUCAGCUUUUACCAGAGCUAGAGCUGUCAAAUUUGAUAUGCCGAUUAUUGAGGAUCUCAGUUGUGCUUAUCCAAGAGUUCAGCAAAAUAUACCAACAUUAUAGCAGAGCAACUAACCCAGUGAACUCAGCUUUCACCAGAGCUAGAGCUGUCAAAUUUGAUAUGUUGACUUUUUGAAUGUGUCAACUGUUCGCAUCUGAAGAAUUAGGGGAAUCUACACACAUUUGGCACAUUUUGCGUGCACAGCGUGUUUACAAGUCGUACUCCGAUAUUCUUUGACAUUUACUAUAUUUCAUUUCAUUUUGUGAAGAGUAAUCAAAUGUGCCGAAAUUUAUAUAGAAGAAGACAAACACACAAUUUACAAUAACAAUUUAUACAAUCUAUAAGAACUUUACUUAUACAAAUACGAUACGUGAGCAUCUCGUGUAAUCCUUGAACAACUAGCGACUAGCAAAUAGUUUUCUUUUGGUAAACAAUACGUAAACUAUAAACAAACAAAAACAAAAAAAAACACAGGACUUCAAAUUCAGAACAUAACAUAAACUAAAUAUUGAUGUGCUAAGUGUAACUAAGAUAAACAAUUAAAUAUUCAAUAAAUGGUAAAAUGGUAAAUGGUAAAAAAGAGAAAAAAGCAAAGUCAUACAACACAAGAAAAUAAAAAGAAAAGAACAGAAAUGAAAAGAAAAGAAUUCUCUAAAUAAAUAGACGUAAAACAUUUAUUAAAUAAAACUCGAGAUUUCCAGAAAAAUAUUAAAAUAAAAUAAAAAAAAUAUUAUAGCAAUUAAAGAUAAAUGAUAAUUAAUUCAAAGAAAAUUAAGAAAAAUGCGUGCACUGCAAGUGGCACUCGUUUUUUUUUGUUUUUUUUUUUACAAGUAGAGAAUUAUAUAUGCAAUACCCAAAGGAUAUAGCAAGUUAUAUAGAUCGGUUCCGAUCGGUUCAAAAACGAACGAACGACAGAUUUUUAAGUUUUUUGUUAAUUCGAUUGUUUCCAAUUGUUUUAUUGACAAUUUGUUUGUACGAAGCAGGCACAAAACAAGAAAAUAUAUAUAUGAUAAUGAUUGAUAUAUGAUAUACUUAUAUAAUCCUAUAUAGAAACAUAAAUCUAGGCAUGUGCCAGUUUUUUUUUUUUUUAAUAAGAAUAAUAAAGCCAAACGAACACAGAAAAGAAAAGUAAAUGGAAAUGAAAAACAUAAAGAGAAAAAAGUAAAAAAACAAAAAAAAAAAAACAAAAAACAUAAUAAGUAAAUGUGAUUGUUAUUUAACUUAAGUUAUGCAUUAAAUUGAUAAUUGAUAUGUGUGUGUAUUUGUAUGUAAGGUAUGCCAAAAACAUAUAGUAUAUAUAUACAGCCCAGUUAGCCAAAGCGAUGAUUGAUUCGAUUGAGAUCGAGCGCAGAGCAUGGUACAGUAAAAGCUGAAAAACUGAUUUAAAAUGAAAAGAUAAAUGGUAACUACUAUGUGAAGGCUACUAAGCGAGCAUUUGACCCACUAUAUACUAGGGUCAGCCAGCGAUUGGAAUAAAAUGAAUAAAAUGAAAUUCAAGAUAUUAAGAAAGCAA